Molecule: messenger RNA, 2142 nt
Organism: Saccharomyces paradoxus
Lineage: Eukaryota; Fungi; Ascomycota; Saccharomycetes; Saccharomycetales; Saccharomycetaceae
Gene: UTP8
Product: Utp8p
Exons: 1
Coding region: 1-2142 (713 amino acids)
Source: RefSeq, a predicted model, not a curated record
AUGCCAUCCCUGUCUCAACCAUUUAGACUAGCAACCCUUCCAAAAAUUGCUUCGUUGAGCAAUUUUUCUUUACAGGCAGAUUACGUUCAGGUUGCGGAUAGCACCUUCAAUGAAUCCACAAACAACAUAACUUUAGGUAUUUCCGGAUCAUCUAUAUCUCAGUAUAUUAUUAAUCCUACACCAAAACUGACAUUUGACUACCCAAUACCCUCUACGAAUAUCAUCACUGCAUGCAAUGCUGGGAAAGGCCAAGCCAACAUUGACGAAGACUUAAAAGUUAGUAAUGACGACAAAGAUAACAAUGAAAAGGCUAUCAACACCCAAACAAAAAGAAAUAUUGAAAUCUGGUCCUUUGGUUUAAUGGUAAAUAAGGGUAAUUAUACGCUGAACGUCAUCACUAAGGCGCCAGAAGAUACCACUGAUACCCCAAAUGAGCAUCUGGUUGAGAAUGGUACUGACAACAAAGCAUACACAGGCGCAGACGACUUUUUAUCUCAGUACAAGAUUAAGGCAAAAGCCAAAGUCAUGAGUAUCAAAAUCGACACCAAGAAUAGCUUAAUAAUUGCCAUCUUACAGAAUGGUUUGAUCGAAUUUUUUGAUUUCAAGUUAAAACUUUUGCAUUCAUUUGAUAUCUCUUAUGAUAACUUAAAAUAUGCCAAAUGGUUCACUGAAAAUGGGACUGAAUAUGUUUUCGUCCUCUGUCCGUUACAGGAUGAUAAAGUUUGCUAUAAAUUGCUUGAGCUAACAGGUUGUGGAAGUGUAGAAAGUUCGCCCAUAAAAGAAUUGUCCUCUACAAUCAUUGAAGGAUUUUCUUUUGAGAAUUCAAAGCUUUGUUACCAAUUCGGUAAACUUUACAAAUUGAAUCAAGGGAAGAUAUACGUUUACUCCUUACCUCACUGUCAAUUACAACUAAUUAUUGAGCUUCCAUUGGUGGACAAACCCAGUUCUGGAAACGAUUUGAUUUCUUUUCAACCUGUUUCAGUAAACAGAGUUCUGCUAACCGUGAAUAACGUCAUUUACCUAUUAGACCUAUUGCAUUGUUCUACUUUGAGCCAAAGAGAAUUGACUCACGUGAGAACAUUCCAACUAUUAAAAUCUGCAGUGAUUAAUUCAGAGAAAUCACAUAAUUCAAAAACAAUAGCAAUCGGUAUCUCAACGAAAAAUGGUCCAAACCCAACGUCUUCGUUAGAAAUAAUUAAUAUCGAUGUUGGAACUAAUACACUAAAGGACUCAUUGGGCAAAAGUUUCCAAGUUGGAAAAAGUGAUAGUUCAGUUAUUUUAAAACCGCUAUUUGAUGAUGAAGACAUAACUGACAAGAGAGUGAAGCGUAACGACAUCGACGAGGAUUUAAGCGUUCCAGUCUUCCAAUACAAUGAAAUUAUUGAAAAGCUUUCUGCUCUCAAAAACAAUGAUAUUACGUCAUUUGAUGACAUCUUUUUCAAAGAUCUGAAAAUCAAAGAAGAGCACUACACUGAAAAAGAUAGAUUCAUUUCUGAUCCUAUAUUCUUGAAUAAAGUGUUGGAUCUAAUUUUUGAAAAAUUUAACGGAAAUGAUUAUCCAAAAACUUUAACGUUUUUACUAACCCACCCACUAUUUCCAUUGAAUCGCACGCGUAACUUGUUAUCCCUUUUAAAAGACCAGCCCAGAUUAUUUAAACAAGCAAUUGUUACAUGCCCAAACUUGCCAUUAAAUGAACUACUUGAAGAGUUGUUUUCUAUAAGAAACAGAGAGCUAUUACUUGACAUCUCAUUUAGGAUUUUGCAGGAUUUCACAAGGGACUCUAUUAAACAAGAAAUGAAAAAACUAAGCAAAUUAGACAUUCAAAAUUUCAUCGAGUUCAUAACAACCGGUGACGAAGACAGCUCACUAGAAUGCUUCAACCAUAGUCAAAGUACGCAGCUAUUCCAACUUUUAUCCCUGGUGCUGGAUUCUAUCGGCCUAUUUUCAUUGGAGGGUACUCUGUUAGAGAACUUAACCUUAUAUAUCGACAAACAAGUUGAAAUUGCUGAAAGAAACACCGAAUUGUGGAACUUAAUUGAUACGAAGGGUUUUCAAUAUGGGUUUGCUAGCUCAACGUUUGAGAACGGAACUUCUCAGAAGCAGGCCUUACCCACUUACACCAUGGAAUACUUGGAUAUAUAA